CUGAAACGUAUCUCUAGUGUUUAGACUGCCCCGGGUGAGUUCACGUUCCUGCCGUGCUCCCCGCACUCUCUUCCUCAUUGGUCGACGCACGGAGCCAAUGAGCGGCGUGCUUGUUUGGAGGUUGUGGGAGCCGAACGGCGGUGCGGACGGUGUGGAGAGGUGAGAGGGGAGCUGUGCAGGUUCUCUCAGCUGGCCAGAGGGGCCUCUCCCGGGCCUGUCCCGCAGAGCUCACACUCUAACCAUCAUCCCAUGUGAGGUCACAGGUGGCAGACAUUUUCUGUGUCAGUAAUGGCCAAAUGCUAAAUCUCCUGCCCUGUAGAACUACAACUCCCAUGAUGCUUUGCCAGGCACCAUAACCACAUCCUUCCAGUCCCUGCAGUGCAUCAUGGGAUGUAGGCUAUUAUAGACUAUCUGUCUGAUUAUAAAAUGCUCUGGGUCUAGUAGCUGUCUGCUGGAGGAGAUGUCAGACAUUAAUAAGGAGUUAAAUGUUAUGUAAAGGGCAUUCACAUAUAAAGGCUGUGCUUUCUAAGUAAUGGGGUGGCAGUACUCUGUGCACAGUAAGGCCAUGCGGGGAAUUUAGUUAGCCCCAGUUUCAUUCUUGGUGUGAGAAUACAAGUUUGGGGGUUAUUUGCUAAACUGGAAAUGGUUGAGAGAAAGAGGAAGUUGAAAAUUUUAGGCCACAAUUUAAUAAUAGAACAGGGGGGGAGGGGGGAAUUAUUUGUAGAUUUUUAAUAUUUACAGAUUAAGCACAACUUGUUUUCUAUUUUCAAUUCAAGAGCGUUUACAGACUGAGGCGGUACACAGGUGGACAGAGAACGCGGGAGUGGAACUUUAGCGUUACACAAGUGAUGGAACAAUAAAGGACAACUGUCACCUAAAAAUAUUUUUUAUAUUUUAAAAAGAAAAACAAACUCACCCCUACCUUUUAGUAUUUGACUGGAUCUUUCAGCCAAAGACAUGCGUCUUGGGUCACACCGUGUUUGCUUUUAAACACUGUCUGACCCAAGGUGCAUGUACAUGGCUGAAGGAUCCUGUCAAAUACUAAAGGUAGGACAGAGCCAGAUUAGCCGUUGGGCAACCAAGACAGCCACCUAGGGCUCUGUGUGGGGAGCAGGGAGUAUUCUGGACUUUACCAAUAUUAGGUACAGACCACUUUAAGGGCGCACUUGAUGACUCAGAGUGUUGGAAUGGCAAGGGCACUCUUAAAGUGUUCUGCAAUUGAUAUUGGAAGGAGGGGUUGGAGAAGGGCAUGCACACAAUCCCCCACACAUUCAACUCUUAAUCAAUGUAAACACACUCAGUAUCUGCCCUAUAGUUGUCACUGUUAUCCAUACACACAACACUCAGCCUCCACUUACACACAUCACUCACAGGAACAGUCCAGGACUCUUGGAGGAGGCAACAGUUUGGCUACCUGCCUAGGGUCAUGGUCAACCUUAAUACAGCUAUGAGGUAGUGAUGAGUUUUAUUCCUUAUUUUAGAACAUAUCCUUGGUUUAAAAAAAAAAAAAUCCUAUUAACUCUUGAUGAAAGAAUUAUACUAUAAUAUUUUGGAGAUAACAGUUGUCGUUAAAGCAUGUUUUUUAGUGGUAUGCACACACACACAAAAAAAUGGUUUUGACUAUAAACAAAAUGGUGGAAGUUUGUGCUUAGUGUACAGCCCACUAGGACUGUUAAUCAGCCUCUGGAUUUCUAGUGCCUGUUUAGGCCUACUUUAGUGUGCAUGCAAAAUGGGUAAGAGAACCUGAGGCAUGGACAACAUAGCAUGUUCUGCGGCUCAGCCAAUAAGAAUAUACUGCUCAGUUCACUAUAUUGUGGACUAGGCUGUGUAUAAAUUAUAGAAACACAGAAUGUGAUGGCAGAUAAGAACCAUUCGGCCCAUCUAGUCUGCCAAAUUUUCUAAAUACUUUAAUUCCCUGGACUUAUCUUAUAGCUAGGAUAGCCUUAUGCCAAUCCCACGCAUGCUCAAACUCCUUCACUGUGUUAACCUCUACCACUUCAGCUGGAAGGCUAUUCCAUGCAUCCACUACCCUCUCAGUAAAGUAAUAUUUCCUGAUAUUAUUUUUAAACCUUUGCCCCUUAGCUGUCCCUGUAUGGCUGCUAUCCGUUUAUUGAUUCUAGUCCUUGUAUGUGAUGAUUGAAACUACUCUCUUGGGAAAGCUUACUUAUCCCAUAAACCAUUGCUGGCUAGGAGAUAAUGGGGUAACAUCAGUAUAUCUAGAUACAUUGUGGUGUACCUAAUUACAGCGUCUCAUCCAUGUGCAGGAUCCUGCAGACACACCCAAGUUGUAUUAUUUAUUUUAUUUAUGACUUUUUUUUUUUUUUUUUUUUUUAAAUGACGAGCAAAGAGAAGAAUAGAUAGGAUUUCUGUGUAUCCAGUGAUAAAAUAGUAAAAAAUCGGUAUGCUAAAUGACUUCUAGUAUGGUAGUGGAAGGAUUCCUUCUACGGUGACUGUUCAGACUAAGCAAAUAAAUUAAAACUUACCCUUUAAUGGAAAUAUAACUAAAAAGGUGGGAUUCCCUAAUAAUGUCUUAAGGGAAAAAACAUCUCCACCAAAACCAUGAAUGAACCAAAUGAAAACCAUAAAUACGACUAUUAACAAACACAUAAACAUCCAAUGUGAAUAUGAGAGGGUAGGUAUACUAAAUAUUGUAGCCUAUCCCACAUACCUCACCAAAAAAAGGGUGGUGUAUAGAGGUAUAUGUGUCUAAACCUCUAACAAUCUAGUUAAAUACUAGAAUAUACAACCAGACACUCCAAAAUCACAUAGGCUGCACUUAGGCUAGAACUAGAUACAUAAGAUGUAGACAGUAUAAAGGCGCAACAAUGUCUCAAUGAACUAUAACAAAUCGUAACAGAUUGAAUAAUGUGUCGAGUAUAAUCCUAACCAGAUAGCUGACCUAAUAUAAGUGCACUAAAGAGUGUCAGUUGUUUAAUGUAGACUAACUCUUUAAUACCAAUCAGCAGUAUAUAUCUUCUAUAAAGCCACCCAUGCCUGUCUCACCCAGCUCUGUUUUUACGAUUAGGAUUAAUCCUUGGUAUCUCCUGGAGCGGACUACAUACAGACGUGUCAAGGCUUUUUGAUACUCCUAGGGGUAAGCAUGUGUUUAUAUCGUUUGAGGAUUCCUGCAGGGUUAUUGUCUAAACAUAGAAAAGAAUGUCUCUUACCUAACAUGGUCAAGAUGUGCCUGUCAUCCAGGUUUAGGCCUUAAUUUAAUAUUAUUGGAUAAGAUUUUCUAAUAAUUUGAAUCUUUUCGGAUGCACUUUUCAAAUAUAUAUUUUUUUCAAAAUAGAAUAAAAUAUCCUAUUUAACCCCUUAACGCCGGAGGGCAUACUAUUACGUCUUAUUUUAAGCGGCUCUAAACGUCGCCGGGCGUAAUAGUACGCCCUCCGUUUUUUUUUGUAUUUACCCGGUCGCCGGCGAUCCCACGCCAGCGAUCGCGGUUGGGGGGACUCCGAGGGAGCCCCCCACGGCACAUCCGACGUCCUGAAGCCCCCCCAGCCAUGUGAGAGUGAGGUCCUUGCGAGGACCACACAAUCACAUGGCCAGGAUAGCUGGCUUCUGUAUUGCCAGCAAGGGGGCUGCCUGUAAUGACAGGUGGUCCCCCUGCUAGCUGAAAAUAAAAUAAAUUAAGUUAAUAAGUGUAAAAAAAAAAUGAUAUACUUAGAUUAUAUAUAUAUAUAUAUAUAUAUAUAUAUAUAUAAUCUAAGUAUAUCAUUUUUUUUUACACUUAUUAACUUGUUUUUAUUUUAUAUAUAUAUAUAUAUAUAUAUAUAUAUAUAUAUAUAUAUAUAUAUAUAUAUAUAUAUAUAUAUAUAUAUGUUAUAUAUAUAUAUAUAUAUAAGUAUACACACAUACACUGCUCCAGGUGUAUUUUACUACUAUAUCAAGCGUUUUGAGACUGAUACUGAUUAAAUAUAUAUAUAUUAUAUAUAAUAUAAAAAAAAUGUAAAUACGCUAAAAAUAAAUAAUUAAAAAUAUAUAGAUGUAAGUUAUUUCGUUUCAACUGUAUUGUGAUAUUAAUAUAUAUAUUUAUAUCAAAAAUACACGAGAAUAAAAUAAUAUAUAUCUAUAUACAUAAAUAUAUAUAUAUAUAUAUAUAUAUAUAUAUAUAUAUAUAUAUAUAUAUAUAUAUAUAUAUAUAUAUAUAUAAAAAUAUUUUAAAAAAAUUAUAUAUACAUACAUAUACACAUAUGUAUAUAUACAUAUAUUCUACAUAUAUAUUUAUGUAAUAUUUUUACAUAAUUAGAUAUCUUAAUUACAAUUAGCGGGACCUGCCUGACAACCCAUGCCGAAAGUAAAGGGAAUUUAAUUUGCUAGCACUAUAUUUAACCCUAUAACUUUCCAAGACACCAUGAAACCUGUGCAUGGGGGGGUACUGUUCUACUCGGCAGACUUCGCUGAACACAAAUAUUAGUGUUUCAAAACAGUAAAAUGUAUUACAACGAUAAUAUCGUCAGUAAAAGUGAAGUUUUUUGCAUUUUUCACGCACAAACAGCACUUACACGGACGAUAUUAUUGCUGCGAUACUUUUUACUGUUUUGAAACGCAAAUAUUUGUGUUCGGCGAAGUCUCCCGAGUACAACAGUACUCCUCAUGUACAGGUUUUAUGGUGUUUUCAAAAGUUACAGCGUCAAAUAUAAGGCUUGUUUCAUUUUUUUCACAUUAAAAUUUGCCAGAUUGGUUAGGUUGCCUUUGAGACCCUAUGGUAGCCCAAGAAUGGAAAUUACCCCUAUGAUGGCAUACCAUUUGCAAAAGAAGACAACCCAAGGUAUUGCAAACGGGGUAUGUCCAGUCUUUUUUAGUAGCCACUUAGUCACAAACACUGGCCAAAAUUGGCGUUUUUUGCAUUUUUCACACACAAACAAAUACUAAUGCUAACUUUGGCCAGUGUUUGUGACCAAAUGGCCACUAAAAAAGACUGGACAUACUCCAUUUGCAAUACCUUGGGUUGUCUACUAUUGCAAAUGGUAUGCCAUUAUGGGUGUAAAUUUCAUUCCUGGGCUACUAUAAAGUCUCAAAGGCAACGUAACCAAUCUGGCGAAUUUCAAUUUCAAAUGUAACGUGCUAUAUUUGACCCUGUAACUUCCCAAAACACCAUAAAACCUGUACAUAGGGGGGUACUGUUUUACACGUGAGACUUUGCUGAAUACAAAUGUGUAUUUUAUUGCAGUAAAAGCAAACAGUGUUAUGACAUUGACAGUUAAAAUGUCAUGUAGAACUAAAAUUAAAAAAAUCUUAUUUUCUCCCAUUUUUUUCAUAUUAAAUUAUGUUUCAUAUGUUUGAUAUUAAAUGUUUCCCCUGAAUAAAAUUAUAUAUAAUAAGGGUGGGUGCAUUUACUAUGAAAGAGGGGAAUUAUGGUUGGACAGACAUGUAGCGCAAAUGCCAGGUUUUGUUUACAUUUUGUUUUGUUCACAACGUGUACAUUUGGCUCCGUCCUUAAAGCGGCACUGUCAUGCCGAACUUACCUUUCCUCAAUCUCUUCCUCUUCUCCCCCUCUCUCAGGAUCUGUUAUUCUUUUCUUCCUGUCUUCUUUAAUUUUCUAUAAAAUCAUAAGACAAAGAAGGGACUCUUUGCCUUAUGGAGGAUUCCUCCGCUUGACCAGCUCUGACCAGCGGAGGAGCAAAGUGUGCUUCAUUUCCGCUGCUCAGAGCAAUUUUCCCAUGAUCCUUACCUUCCCUCUGUGUUCCCACAAUGCUUCCUGUCACUUUCCACAAAACUGCCGAAUUGUGUUCUAACUGAAUGACAACAGUAUGUUCGUUUCUUUUAGAACGCAAUUCGGCACUUUAUUCGGAUCGGAGUUUCAUUCUAAUGAAUGAAACUCUGAUCCUAUUCAUUGCUGUGGCUGCAUCUUGCAGACGCUUAGUAGAUAACUCCCUAAUUCCCACGGUAUCAGGGAGUUAUCUACUAAAAGGCUGAAGGACCUAAAUUGGUCUUUCAGCCAAAUUUACUAAUACUAAGUAAAGAUUACUUAGUAUUAGUAAAUUAAAUGCCCCUACUCGCUAUACCGAGUAGGGGCAUGUGUAGUAAGCGGUGAGCAGCUUAUAGCUGCUCACUGUAAAACAAAAAAACAAAAAGAACUUUCCCACGCUGUGUAAAAUGACUCAGAGCACUCUGAUUGGCUUAAACCCACCAAUCAGAGUGUUCUAAGCCUAAUUGCAGGGCGGGGCAAGACUUUAUAAGCCUUGACCCGCCCUGCGGAGCUCAGUAUGCGGCGUGCCCUCGAAGGGCGAACUUGGAUUAAUUUUUUUUUGCGCUCGUUUUUUUUUUUUAAAGUGCGACGGGUGUAAUGGAUUUUUAUUUGGCCUUUUUGGGGGCUGAAGAAAGAAGAUUUUAGAAAAAAGAAGACGUCAAAUGGUAAGUUAAAUUUUUUUUUUUUUUUUAUAGGUUAGUUAUUUUAUUCCCCCCUCACUAUUUGUAGGGUGAGGGGGGUAGGUAGGGGAUAGGUUUUUUUUGGGUGGGGGGGAUGGUGACUAGGGGCUUGGGACCCCUAGUCACCUUGAUUGGGGGGGGUGUUUCAUUUAGGGCCCCCACCCACCGCUCAGGGGUGGGGGCCAGGGGGGGAGGACAGUAGGUCCCCCCCCCUUAUUGUUUUAUUAGGGCCCCCACCCACCGCUCAGGGGUGGGGGCCGGGGGGGAGGACAGUAGGUCCCCCCCCCUUAUUGUUUUAUUGGGGCCCCCACCCACCGCUCAGGGGUGGGGGCCAGGGGGGGGAGGACAGUAGGUCCCCCCCCUUAUUGUUUUAUUGGGGCCCCACCCACCGCGCAGGGGUGGGGGCCAGGGGGGGAGGACAGUAGGUCCCCCCCCCUUAUUGUUUUAUUAGGGCCCCCACCCACCGCUCAGGGGUGGGGGCCAGGGGGGGAGGACAGUAGGUCCCCCCCCUCAUUAUCUUCAUGGCCCCCACCCGCCGCUCAGGGUGGGGGAGGGGGGGAGGACAAUAGGUCCGCCCCCCCUUAUUGUAAUUUGUCUUUUUUUUCAACAGUGAGCAGCCAUAGGCUGCUCACUGUUUAGUAGACAUGCCCCUACUCGCGGUAAAGCGAGUAGGGGCAUUUGGGAGAUUUUAAUCUCCCUUGUGCUAUUAUGGGGGUCAUAUUGACCCCCAUAGAAUGAGGGGGGGUACUGGGGGGGGCUUAUGAAGUGGUGGGGAGCACUGCUCCCUGCCACUUCUAUAGUUACAUAUUACAAGGAGGGAGCUGCACGCCGGUAGCUCCCCCCCUGUAAUAAACUGCACGAACAAACUAACACUGAUACAUAGUGUUAGUUUGUUCGGCUGAUCUUUCUAUUCACUCAUUUGUCUGUCUGAUGAAUGAAUAGCUGAAAUUCCCGUUCGCAUGUCCAGGUGUUUCACUGGGCAUGUGCGGGAAUCUCAGUGUCUGCCUAGUGUGGGCUGAUGAAGUGUCCCACAGGGACUUCAUCUACCCACACAAAGAUGGCGGCGCCCUGAAUAUAGAUCGGGGCAGAAAAUAAGGAAUAAAAAAUAGGUAAUGUGGGGGGCUUAGGGGCAUUUGGGGGUGACUAGUGGGUCAAUUGGAUGUAGUGGAUGCGGGAGGGGGGUUAAAAAAAAAAAAACGGGAUUCGGCAUGACAGUGCCGCUUUAAGGGCUUAAAAAAUCAAAAUAUUACAAUGAUAUUUUUUUAUAAUAUUAAAUCAUAUUUAUAAAGUUUAUCCAAACAUAUGCAAUCAUUUGAAAGCUUAUCCAACAAUAUUGAGGCCUUUAUGUGAUGAAAAUGUGGUGUUUAGUGAGGAAGCCUGCUGGUCACCUGAAAUGUGGCAAGGUUAAAUUGGAUAACCGGUUAAAAGGACUACACAUACAUGCUUUUACCAUACAACUUUUUUUUUAUAAUCACGUUUCAUACAAGUGUGUCAAAUGCUUGCAACUAUAAGAUUGUCAGGGUGUUUUGUGACACCCUGCUUUUGUUAGACUUGUUCAUUUGGUUUCAAACAAAACUGCAAUUCAUCUGAAUUUUGGCUGAGAUUAUGUUGACCAAACUUAAAAAAAUAAAUAAUAAUAAUAAUUUUGCGGAACAACUCUUUUCCACUGUGCACAAGUCUAGCUUUCAUGUUUUCAUUUUUUUGGUGUCUGUAAAACUAUCUGUUCUCUGAAACCUGCUCUUCUAUAAAACCUGCCCUUUUAUAUUUUCUUUGUCUGUCUGCUUUGGCUUUGUCUGUCAUAAUGCUUUGCUUUUAUUGGUCUGCUUUAAAUUCACACGUCUAAAUCCAAUAUAGGGAAGAAUUCUCUUUAUUAUAACUGCUGUCUCACUGCAUUUGUUCUACCUUUCUUGUCUUGGCAGUUGUGCGUGGACUGUGAUCCUGGAGAUGCAAUUAUGACAGAGUCAGAAGAGACUGUGCUGUAUAUAGAGCAUCACUAUGUGUGCUCUGAGUGUGGAGAGGAGUAUCCUAACUUGGAGGAUGCUGUCGUACAUCAGCAGACACACACAACAGAUGUACAGGAAUCACAGUAUCAAGUGCUUGGUCUUGACUCUCACGAAAACCAGUACCAGUGUCUGGAGUGUGGCCAGGUUCUAAUAACCCCUGGAGAGCUGCUAAUGCAUCAAGAGAUGCACCUUAAGAUGAUGAAGCAGGUUCCACCUGCCAGUCCCAAGGCCCAACACACCUCCCGAAGUGCUAUCCAUUAUGAAUGCCCAGUUUGCAAGGCUCUGUUUAACAGCCAGGAUGUCUGGAUGGCCCAUCGGUAUACUCAUAUGCAAGCUCAGGAUGUGUCACAAUCUAAAGUACUACUGAAGACGGAUGACCAUGUCAUGGAGGAAACCAUUCAACUCGUGUGCUCUCCUUCAGUGCCUGGGGAGGUUCAUCUUGUAGCAGGUCAGCAACACAUCGAAGUACCCACUCAGCCUUCUGCUGCAGUGUCACAUACUCAAGUGCUUGUGGGACUGGAGCAUUCUUACAAGAAGAAUGAAGAUGCUGGGGAGGAUUGCGCAGUUGAAGUUUUGCUUUAUAAAUGUUCACAGUGCACACAGCUGUUUCAAACACCCGAGGAGUUUUUGGAACAUCAAGCAACCCACUUUGCUGCCGAGGAAUGUGCUCCAGAUUCAGGACUUGAAACAUUUGAGCCUCCUGAACCAUCUCCAAAAGAGCAAGUAGAUCAAAUACCAAAGGAAAAUCCACCCACAGAAAACUGUGAGCAGGAGAGCAAUGUUGUCUCUGUGGCAGCUGAAGAGCAGCAAGUAGAUACAGAUGGCACGAACUCUGCAUUAUCUUGUGAGAGUUGUGUAAAGACAUUCCAAAGUGCUGAAGAACUUCAGCUACACCAAUUGUCCCACCAGACUGGUCCUUUCAGCUGCCCACUCUGUAGCAAAAUCUUCCCUACACAAGUGGAAGUCGGAGAGCACCUAAGGUCACAUCAGAGUGAGUCGCACUAUCUUUGCAUGGAUUGUGGGAUCGGUUUUUCCAGCGAGGCUAUCCUGCUAAAUCAUCGUCGCACCCACCUUUCCAACCCUCUCUAUUCUUGUGAGUGUGGAGAGACCUUCCUUAAUAUGACAAAAUUCCUUUACCACCGCCGUUUGCACAAUAACAAACAAAAAGAUCCUGCACUCGUGCAGGAGCCAAAAACAUCCACUCAAACAUUACCAACGCCAGCUGGUGGCUUUAUGUGUGCCCCGUGUGGGAAGGCCUUUCCACUUCUGCACCAGCUACUACGCCACCAACGUUUUGUGCACUCGCUUGAAAGGAGGCACAAGUGCCCAAGUUGUGGAAAACCCUUUAAAAAACGUUCACACCUGCGCUCUCAUAUUCUUACCCAUACCGGGGAACGUCCAUUCUCCUGUAUGGACUGCAACAAAUCUUUCAACUCUCAAGCCAACCUACUUAGACAUAAGCUCACUCAUACGGGAGAAAAGCCGCAUAAGUGUCAGCUAUGCAACAAGGCUUUUAGCCAGUCGUCUACUUUGCAGCAACAUCUAUCCGUACACAGUCAAGAACAUCCGUAUAAAUGCAAUGAGUGCGGGGUCAACUUUCACCGUCCUUACCGUCUGUAUAUGCACCAGUACCAACAUACCGGAGAGUACCCCUAUAAGUGUCAGGAGUGUGGACUCUCUUUUCUACUUAAGAGACUCCUGGAAGUGCACCAACUUGGGCACCGUGGUCAGGUUCCUCAUCGAUGUGCAGAGUGUGGCACAAAUUUCCCUACCUUACUCAGGCUGCAGGAUCAUCGCUGCAACAAAUCUGCCUCUGUAGAGGGUGAGAAGGUGGAGUGCCCUGUGUGUGGCAAGAAAGUAAUAAGUGAUGCCCGUCUUAAUGCUCAUGUUGCAUCUCAACAUGCGGGUCCCAGGACUGAUAAUGGAUACCCACAAAAGGGUGAGCUGCAGGCCCCCAUUUCACUCAAGAAGAAGAAAAACGGACCCAAGAGGUUGGAAUGUCCUGAUUGUCAUAAGACAUUCAGCACAGAAACCUCUCUUCAGGUUCACCGCAGGAUUCAUACCGGUGAACGGCCCUACCCUUGUCCAGACUGUGGCAAAGCCUUCAGACAGUCCACACAUCUUAAGGACCACCUUCGACUACACACAGGGGAGAAACCUUUCAAGUGUGAAGUAUGUGGCAAAGCUUUCACAAUUGCAGUACGACUGUCUGAACAUAAACGCAUCCACACCGGGGAACGCCCGCAUGUCUGCCCAGAGUGUGGUAGAGCAUACCGCUCUUUUUCAAAUCUGUGGAAGCACCGAAAGUUGCACCGCGAACAGCCAGACCCACCGACUGCCUCUGAAUCUCACUCCAGUGACCUAGCCAGUACAGUGGCUAUACUGGAGACUGUAGAAAGCAUUCCCAUUAUUGAGACAGUCGAAAUAUUUCCUGAAGGCAGCGCAAUCAGUGUGCAGGACAUUCAAUUUGAAACUCUGCAGGUAGAGAAUAUCCAUUUGGGGAACAUUCAGAUAGGAAACCUAUGAGGGGAAGGAAUUGAAAAUGAUGCUUUGCAUAUAAUGUAAACAUUGCAUUCAAAUGUUCUUGCACUCGUUACGGAAUUUGAAAAUGUUUAACUCUUCCAUGGGAAUGUUAACACACAAACUAUUUUAAUGAUCUCCUCUAGUUAUUAAUAUUCAAUAAAGAGUUAUAACAUCC
This is a messenger RNA of Pelobates cultripes (western spadefoot toad), 11073 nucleotides long. The record is from the annotation of a GenBank genome assembly. Lineage: Eukaryota; Metazoa; Chordata; Amphibia; Anura; Pelobatidae.